AUGGGUUUGUUCGUUUUCGUUAACGAUCAUAACCCUGGCCGCAAGGAUUCCUCCUGCUCCUCGUGUCCACGUUCCUCUACAACCCAAAAUCACCUCCACAAUCACAUCAAGAGCUGCAACCAUGAUAAAUAUGAGGAUCUGACGCCCACCAGAAGCUCCAGUAAUCAGCAAAGGUCCUCUGGUACUGUCAGCAUUAACACCUCUCUCAGUCCCACACAGAAAGAAGGAAACGUCUGCUCACAGUGUGGGAAGAGCUUCAGGUUCCUGAGUGAUCUCAAAAGACACCAGCGCGUUCACACUGGAGAGAGACCGUAUCAGUGCUCACAGUGUGGGAAGAGAUUUAUUACACAGAGUCAUCUCAGAGAACACCAGCACGUUCACACUGGAGAAAAACCGUAUCAGUGUUCACACUGUGGAAAGAGUUUUACGUAUCACAGUAAUUUCAAAAUACACCAGCGCAUUCACACUGGAGAGAAACCGCAUCAGUGCUCCCAGUGUGGAAAGAGGUUUAAUUAUCAGACUGAGCUCAAAACCCACCACCUCAAUCACACUGGAAAGAGACCAUAUCAGUGCUCACAGUGUGGAAAGAGUUUUUAUCAUCAGAGUAGUCUUAAAACCCACCAGCGCAUUCACACUGGAGAGAAGCCGCAUCAGUGCUCACAGUGUGGGAAGAGUUUUAUUAGACAGAGUGAGCUCAAAGUACACCAGCGCAUUCACACUGGAGAGAAACCAUAUGAGUGCUCACAUUGUGGGAAGAGUUGUAAUACACAGAGUAAUCUCAGAAUACACCAACGCAUUCACACUGGAGAGAAACCCUAUCAGUGCUCACAUUGUGGAAAGAGCUUUAAUCAACAGAGUCAUCUUAAAGCUCAUCAGCGCAUUCACACUGGAGAGAAACCCUAUCAGUGCUCUCAGUGUGGAAAUAGUUUUAGUUGUCAGGGCACUCUCAAAAUACAUCAGCGCAUUCACACUGGAGACAAACCCUAUCAGUGCUCCCAGUGUGGAAAGAGUUUUAAUAAUCAGAGCGCUCUUAAAGAACACCAGCGCAUUCACACUGGAAAGAAACCGUAUAAGUGCUCAGAGUGUGGAAAGAGUUUUAAUAAACAUACUUAUUUUAAAGAACACCAGCGCAUUCACACCAGAGAGAAACCAUAUCAGUGUUCACAGUGUGGAAAUAGUUUUAUUAGACAGAGUGAGCUCAAAGUACACCAGCGCAUUCACACUGGAGAGAAACCAUAUGAGUGCUUACAUUGUGGGAAGAGUUGUAAUACACAGAGUCAUCUUAAAGCCCAUCAGCGCAUUCACACUGGAGAGAGACCCUAUCAGUGCUCACAUUGUGGAAGGAGCUUUAAUCAACAGAGUCAUCUUAAAGCCCAUCAGCGCAUUCACACUGGAGAGAGACCCUAUCAGUGCUCACAGUGUGGGAAGACUUUUAAGCAGCAGACUUGUCUCACAAUACAUCAGCGCAUUCACACAGAAGAGAAACCCUUUCAGUGCUCACAUUGUGGAAAGAGCUUUAAUCAACAGAGUCAUCUUAAAGCCCAUCAGCGCAUUCACACCGGAGAGAAACCAUAUCAGUGCUCACAGUGUGGGAUCUGCUUCGCUCAUGAAUCGACCAUUAAGAAACACCAGCGCAUUCACACUGGAGAGAAACCGUAUCAAUGUUUACAAUGUGGGAAGAGUUUUUAUAAACGGAGUGAUCUAAAAAGACACCAGCGCAUUCACACCGGAGAGAGACCAUAUCAGUGCUCACAGUGUGGAAAGAGUUUUAAUACACAGAGUAAUCUAAAAAUACACCAGCGCAUUCACACUGGAGAAAAAACGUAUCAGUGCUCACAGUGUGGAAAGAGUUUUACUCGACAGAGUGUUCUUAAAAUACACCAGCGCGUUCACACUGGAGAGAAACCCUAUCAGUGCUUGCUGUGUGGAAACAGUUUUAACACACAGGGUAAUCUCAAAGAACACCAGCGCAUUCACACUGGUGAGAAACCAUAUCGGUGCACACAGUGUGGGAAGAGUUUUACUCGACUGAGUGAUCUCAAAAUACACCAGCGCUUUCACACAGGAGAGAAACCGUAUCCAUGCUCACAGUGUGGAAAGAGAUUUAAUACACAGAGUGAUUUUAGAAGACACCAGCGCAUUCACACUGGAGAGAAACUAUAUCAGUGCUUACAGUGUGGUAAGAGAUUUAAUACACAAAGUGAACUCAAAAGACACCAGCGCAUUCACACUGGAGAGAAACCAUAUCAGUGCUCAGAAUGUGGAAAGAGUUUUAAUACACAGAGUGAACUCAAAAUACACCAGCGCAUUCACACUGGAGAGAAACCAUAUCAGUGCUCAGAAUGUGGAAAGAGUUUUAAUCAACAGAGUUGUCUCAGAAGACACCAGCGCAUUCACACUGGAGAGAAACCAUAUCAGUGCUCACAGUGUGAAAAGGGUUUUAAUACACAGAGUGAAUUCAAAAGGCACCAGCGCAUUCACAAUAUAGAGAAACCAUAUCAGUGCUUGUGGUGUGGGAAGAGUUUUAAACGACCGACUAAUCUCACAAUACACCAGCACAUUCACAUUGGAAAGAAACCGCAUCAGUGCUCACAGUCUGGAAAGAGUUUCGGUCAACUGAAUAGUAUCAAAGCCCACCAGCGCAUCCAAACUGGAGAAAAAACACAUCAGUCCGUAAAGUAUGAAGAGAUUUAAUAAUCUCAAAAGGCACCAGUGUGGGGCAGUUUGGUGGCGCAUUGGCAAAACACGAUAGCAUACCAGUACUGCGCUUACCAACUCACACUCAGGAGUUUGAAUCUGGAAAGAGCUUUAUUGGACAGGGUGAACCUAAAAUACACCAGCGCAUUCACUGUGGAGAAGAACAAAACAUUUUACUUUUCAUA
Trichomycterus rosablanca is the source of this 2882-nucleotide messenger RNA. Its product is annotated as zinc finger protein 850-like. NCBI's taxonomy places the organism in Eukaryota, Metazoa, Chordata, Actinopteri, Siluriformes, Trichomycteridae. The record is from RefSeq and is a predicted model, not a curated record. The coding region runs from base 1 to 2694 and encodes 897 amino acids. Gene Ontology annotation, biological process: regulation of DNA-templated transcription. The transcript is spliced from 3 exons. Gene Ontology annotation, molecular function: RNA polymerase II cis-regulatory region sequence-specific DNA binding; DNA-binding transcription factor activity, RNA polymerase II-specific.